GCCAUCCUAAACUUUUCUAUUGAAGAAGACAAACAAAACAAAAACUUCAUAAUGGUAUUGCAAAAACUUCCUCUCAUGUCUAUUGGGCUGCUUUGGCUACUAAUCAUCGUAGGUCCGCUGGUAAAUGCCGAUGGACCUGUUUGCCCACCGAAACCGUCGGACAAACUAAGCCGGGCACAUUUUCCUAAAGGUUUUUUAUUUGGCACAGCGACUGCGGCAUAUCAGGUUGAAGGUGCAGUGAAUGAAACUUGUCGUGGACCAUCCGUAUGGGAUAUCUAUUGUAAAAAAUAUCCAGAAAAAUGCAAUGGCGAUAAUGGUACUCAAGCUGUUGAUUUCUUCUAUCGUUACAAGGAAGAUAUUCAAUUAAUGAAGAAUCUAAACACAGAUUCCUUCAGAUUAUCUAUCUCAUGGACAAGAAUUUUUCCUCACGGGAGAGAAGAGAAUGGAGUGAGUAAAUCUGGUGUUCAAUUCUACCAUGACCUCAUUGACGAGCUCAAAAGAAACGGUAUAAUUCCGUUCGUGACUGUUUUUCAUUGGGACACGCCACAAACUCUAGAGAAUGAAUAUGGGGGCUUCUUAAGCGCACACAUUGUGAAAGAUUUUCGGGAGUAUGCUGAGUUUGUUUUCAAAGAAUAUGGUGGAAAAGUUAAACAUUGGAUCACUUUUAACGAGCCAUGGGUUUUCGCGCAUGCCGGUUAUGACGUUGGAAAGAAAGCACCUGGACGUUGUUCUCCUUACGCCAAGGACGAAACUGUCAAGGGAGAUUGUCUAGGCGGACGAUCAGGUUAUGAGGCUUAUCUAGUCAGUCACAACCUCCUCAACGCUCAUGCAGAAGCCGUUGAAGCUUUUCGACAAUGUGAAAAAUGUAAGGGUGGAAAGAUCGGAAUCGCACAUAGUCCGGCUUGGUUUGAACCACAUGACUUUAAAGAUGAACAAAGUGGUGCGACCAUUGACCGUGCACUUGACUUUAUAAUGGGAUGGCAUCUGGACACAACUAUGUUUGGGGAUUAUCCACAGACAAUGAAAGACAUUGUUGGACAUAGAUUGCCUAAAUUUACUACUGAGCAGAUAGCAAAACUCAAAAACUCAGCCGAUUUCGUAGGGAUCAAUUACUAUACUUCUACAUUUUCAAAACACUUGGAGAAGCCAAACCAUGCAGAACCAAAAUUUAAACAAGAUUCUCUUGUUGAAUGGAAAAAUAAAAAUGUAAACAAUAUCACUAUUGGUAGCAAGCCUGAAACCGGUCCAUUGCCAGUUUAUUCUACAGGCUUUAGAAAAGUUUUGAAAUACGUCAAAGAUAAAUACGCAAAUCCUGAAAUUAUCAUCAUGGAAAACGGAUAUGGAGAAAACCUUAAAGAGAACGAUUCGGUUGAAAAUGGUACUGCUGAUUACAACAGGGAAAGUUAUCUUAAGAAGCAUCUUUGGAGUAUGCACAAAGCUAUUUGCGAAGACAAGGUAAAUGUUACAGGAUAUUUUGUAUGGUCAUUGAUGGAUAACUUUGAGUGGCAAGAUGGUUUUAAAAACAGAUUUGGACUGUAUUACAUUGAUUACAAAAACAACCUCACACGUCAUGAGAAAGUUUCGGGCAAGUAUUAUAGAGAAUUCCUUAGUGAGGGAGUUCGUCCAUCCGCUAUCAAGAAGGAUGAGCUUUGAGCUAUAUUUGGACGAUUUGGUUUCGUUUAGAUGUUUAUUUCUUAUGCUUAGUAUGUGACUGACCAAGAUUCAUUAGGUCUUGGUUAGAAUAAUAAAUGUUCGUCUUUCCGUGAUCAAGAUUAGCUUUGCCCUAUGUUUGUAGGAUUUGAUUUCGAUUCAAUGUUUCUUCUUAUGUUUUAGUAUGUGGCUAAACAAGAUCCACUAGGUCUUGCUUAUAAUAAUAAAAGUGUUGUUUUUCAUUUCUCGAUGUCUACGUGAUCACUGAUUUGACAAGAUAAAGAAGG
Messenger RNA from Arabidopsis thaliana (thale cress), 1937 nucleotides. It is a transcript of the gene BGLU24, whose product is annotated as beta glucosidase 24. Bases 52 to 1653 code for a protein of 533 amino acids. Lineage: Eukaryota; Viridiplantae; Streptophyta; Magnoliopsida; Brassicales; Brassicaceae. Gene Ontology annotation, biological process: carbohydrate metabolic process. Gene Ontology annotation, cellular component: endoplasmic reticulum lumen. The record is from RefSeq and is marked reviewed. Gene Ontology annotation, molecular function: hydrolase activity, hydrolyzing O-glycosyl compounds; beta-glucosidase activity. The transcript has 13 exons.